Molecule: messenger RNA, 1146 nt
Organism: Aspergillus calidoustus
Lineage: Eukaryota; Fungi; Ascomycota; Eurotiomycetes; Eurotiales; Aspergillaceae
Source: the annotation of a GenBank genome assembly
AUGCAAUUCUGUUAUCACUGUACGCAGCUUAUACAUGCUGACUCGGUUACCAGCGGCCACUGCAUCUCCACCUUCCGCAAUCUCUUAGUUCCCCUCCGAUCUUCUUUCUCCUCUUCCUCACAAAACACACGAAAGUCACCAUACCGCAAGGCCUUCACUAUGGACUGCCCUAUUCCACAGGAUCAGCUGGACGAAAUUUAUACCUUUGCGAUCGACCUCGCCCGCAAAGCAGGCCAACUCCUACUAGACCGCAUCGACGAGCGCAAUGCUGACCAAGUGUACACUGAGAAAGAGAAUGCGGUCGACCUAGUGACUCAGACGGAUGAAGAUGUCGAAUCUUUGAUCAAGACCGCAAUUCAAACCAAAUACCCCGCACAUAAAUUUCUUGGUGAAGAAACCUACGCGAAGGGUCAGUCAAGGGAAUACCUUAUCGAUGAGCAGCCGACAUGGUGUGUCGAUCCUUUAGACGGAACCGUCAACUUCACCCACGCCUUUCCCAUGUUCUGCGUCUCGAUAGGCUUUAUCGUAAAUCACUAUCCCGUCAUCGGAGUUAUAUACGCGCCCCUCCUCGAUCAACUAUUCUCGUCUUGCCUCAACCGCGGCGCAUGGCUCAACGAGAAGCGCCAGCUGCCGCUCAUCCGGAAGCCCUCUAUCCCACCGAUGCCGGCAAACGCACCAUCAAAGUGCAUACUUGGAUGCGAAUGGGGUAAAGACCGACGCGAUAUCCCCGAUGGGAAUCUACAUCGCAAGAUUGAGAGUUUUGUCAACCUGGCUUCUGAGCGGGAGGGGCGAGGUGGGAAAGGUGGUAUGGUGCACGGGGUUAGGAGUUUAGGGAGUGCGACAAUGGAUCUCGCAUACACGGCCAUGGGGUCGGUGGAUAUUUGGUGGGAGGGGGGUUGUUGGGAAUGGGAUGUGGCGGCUGGUAUUGCGAUCCUGCUUGAAGCCGGAGGGCUGGUGACUACAGCGAAUCCGCCCGAUGAUAUAAGUGCGCCCAUUGCGCCCGUGAAACUGGGAAGUCGACUGUAUUUGGCUAUUCGACCUGCCGGCCCCUCCGAGACAGAAACAGGACGAGAGACACAGGAAAGAACAGUACGCGAAGUCUGGCGCCGGGUGCGCCAGCUAGAUUAUAAUAGACCAGGGGCAUAG